CGUCUUUGCUUCUUUUCCUUCGUCUCUUCUUCUUCACAUUUCUUCCUAUCCUUAACAUUUUCAUUUUCCAUUCAUCUCUCCAUACCUUAUUCCUUACCUCUGGAAGCCUUCCGGUGCUCCGCGCCAACCUUAUUUGACAGCCACCCCUGUGGUGCCGAACAGUAAACUAUCAGAGCAAAUACCCUUGAAGCCCGCCAAAACGACACAUCCGCAUUGGGUUCAUCAGGCCUCCUGGUGUGGAUCAUAGCCCGAUUUCUUGCACAUCCGGCUAUCCGAAUCGUCUUGUCUCCCCGACCCUGUCGCCCGUACCGAUUAUUUAAAUAUUCAUUGGAAAGUCCGUGUUUCAGGAUGCCUGGUUUCAGUUUAUGCGGGCGGGAAAAGGUGGUCCAGCGGAAGCUCGUGCUCUUGGGCGAUGGCGCUUGUGGCAAAACGUCGCUUCUGAACGUGUUUACGAGAGGGUUCUUCCCAACUGUCUACGAGCCAACUGUGUUUGAGAAUUAUGUUCACGAUAUAUUUGUCGACGGAAUUCAAUUGGAAUUGUCCCUGUGGGACACUGCGGGACAGGAAGAAUUUGACCGUUUGCGUGCCCUUUCUUAUGAUGACACCCACGUCAUAAUGCUCUGCUUUAGUGUUGAUAGCCCGAACUCCUUAGAGAAUGUCCAGUCGAAAUGGAUCUCAGAAAUCGCCGAAAACUGCCCCGGCGCAAAAAUCGUUCUUGUUGCCUUGAAGUGUGAUCUUCGAGAAGAGCUCAACGAGAAGGACAACACAGAAGACACCCCAGAACCCCGAAAUGUGGUCACGUAUGCCCAGGGCCUCGAAGUCGCCAAACGUAUCGGAGCAUUACGAUAUUUGGAAUGCUCUGCGAUGAGAAACCGUGGUGUAAACGAGGCCUUUACGGAAGCAUCCAGAGUUGCAAUUACCGUCCGUCCUGCCAAAUCAGACAACGGUCCUAAAUGUGUGAUUCAGUGAAUCACUGCACUGAGCUGAAAAGCUCCAUAUCGCUGCUUAUGUUUUUAUCAUUCCUUUCGUUCGAUCCGCAGAAAUCGCCUGCGCCUCGCCCUCAUUUUGCAACAUACGACUUUUUAUUCCUACGGUGGCCAAAUUCUUGACGUAUUGGGUUGCAUUGGCUAUUUUUCUUUUCUUUUCUUUUUCUUUCGAGCAUACAAGCUGCACAUUACCCCCUUGGAGGCUCCUGAAUUCCUAAUUUACCCUUUAGUGGCCUUCUGGCGUUUCACUUCGACAGUCGACUAUUGUAUAUACCCUUUUUAUCGACUGUAUCUUUGACGAUUUUCCUUGGUCGAAGCUUGCGAAUUUAUUAGUAUCUGACGCUCCUAUGUGAAAUUUCGCUGCUGGCGAUGAACCGUGCAAUGGCGUGUGCAAUGAAGAGAUCUUUUCUGUCAGCGAUGAGUUUACCUUUUUUUUAAUCGCUCAUCUGUUCCCUUGGAGCCGACAUUCAUGCAUCUUUCUCUCUAACACUAUGAAGAUGUAUUAUAAAGCCGUCGUAUGCCCUAUGAAUUUCCUUUUACGUUCCCAGUCGAUUUGUUUCCGCUCGCAGUGGCCUGUUGAUCCUUUUUUUUCUUCUGGCUCUUUUGGUGAAAUGGGCUGUCAAGAUCGAACCA
Coccidioides posadasii C735 delta SOWgp is the source of this 1619-nucleotide messenger RNA. It is a transcript of the gene RHO3, whose product is annotated as Rho GTPase. Gene Ontology annotation, biological process: small GTPase-mediated signal transduction. The record is from RefSeq and is a predicted model, not a curated record. NCBI's taxonomy places the organism in Eukaryota, Fungi, Ascomycota, Eurotiomycetes, Onygenales, Onygenaceae. Gene Ontology annotation, molecular function: GTPase activity; GTP binding; protein kinase binding. Gene Ontology annotation, cellular component: cytosol.